Leptidea sinapis is the source of this 4113-nucleotide messenger RNA. RefSeq names its product insulin gene enhancer protein ISL-1 (gene tup). The transcript is spliced from 10 exons. Gene Ontology annotation, molecular function: cis-regulatory region sequence-specific DNA binding; DNA-binding transcription factor activity, RNA polymerase II-specific. NCBI's taxonomy places the organism in Eukaryota, Metazoa, Arthropoda, Insecta, Lepidoptera, Pieridae. Gene Ontology annotation, cellular component: nucleus. The record is from RefSeq and is a predicted model, not a curated record. The coding region runs from base 210 to 1436 and encodes 408 amino acids. Gene Ontology annotation, biological process: positive regulation of transcription by RNA polymerase II; neuron fate specification; axonogenesis.
UUGUCGGGUAAAGUUGCUCGUCGUCUGUCAAUGAAAAAAGGUCGAUGUUUUAAAAACGGUGUGCAUUCUCUGUGUUCCGGCGUCAGCUAGUCAGAAAAAGUGUCAUAUUUGUAAUUCGAAUUAGAAAAAGGUGGAUCUUUAGUUUAAUUUUUAAGUAAAGACCUUGGGUGUGUUUUUAUUAACUGUGGUAGAAAGAUAUAGAUACAGUGAUGGUGAUGGCCAGUGGGGGUGGCGGGAUGGUGCAGUCCCCGCCAGACAUGCUUCACCACCACAAUAUCAUGGACACUUCCUCACACGUCGAAAUGAUGCCGAAAAAACUACGUCUCUCGCUCUGUGUGGGCUGCGGGGGCCAGAUCCAUGACCAGUACAUCCUCAGGGUGGCUCCUGAUCUGGAGUGGCACGCUGCCUGCCUCAAAUGCCAAGAGUGCCGCCAGUUCCUGGACGAGUCGUGCACGUGUUUCGUGAGAGACGGGAAAACGUAUUGCAAGAGGGAUUACACUAGGUUAUUUGGAACAAAAUGUGACAAAUGCGGAGCGUCUUUUAGUAAGAAUGACUUCGUGAUGCGAGCGAAAACGAAGAUAUACCACAUAGACUGCUUCCGAUGCUGCGCUUGUGCGAGGCAACUUAUACCUGGUGACGAAUUUGCAUUGCGGGAAGGCGGCGCGCUAUAUUGUAGAGAAGACCAUGAUGUAUUAGAAAAGAGCGGCAAUACCAGUGGCAGCAGCGGCAACAGCAACACGGAGAGCAAUAACAACACGACACUCAGCAACAACAAUUCGCAUCAUCCACACGAACUAGGGUCAAUGUCUGAUUCAGGCAGUGAGUCAGGAUCUCAUAAGAGCGGCAGAGCCCGCGCUGGCGCCGCGGCUGAUGGGAAACCAACCCGAGUACGGACAGUUCUCAACGAAAAACAAUUGCAUACGCUCAGGACGUGCUACGCAGCAAAUCCUCGACCGGACGCUCUGAUGAAGGAGCAGCUAGUGGAGAUGACCGGUCUCAGCCCUCGCGUCAUCCGAGUCUGGUUCCAGAACAAGAGAUGUAAGGACAAGAAGAAAACCAUGCAGCUAAAGAUGCAGAUGCAGCAAGAGAAGUGUAAAAUAUUCCAGCAGGAAGGAAGAAGACUGGGUUACAUGUCGAUGGGAGUCCCGCUUGUGGCGGGCUCGCCGGUCAGGCACGAACCGGCGCCUGCGCCUGGGGGACUAGCGCUCGAGGUGACUGCGUACCAGCCUCCAUGGAAGGCGUUAUCGGACUUCGCCCUACAUGCGGAUCUGGACAGAGCUCCUCACCACAGUGCAGCCUUCCAGCAUCUUGUCAAUCAGAUGCAUGGUUACGAUGUACCCUCGCUACCCCCACCCCGCCCGCAUGGCCAUGGCUCGGUUGAAGACAACUACGUCACUUACCUUGAAAGCGAUGACAGCUUGCCCCCGUCACCCUAGUGCCGUCUCAGCUAACGCCCUACUUUACAGAGGGACGGAUAUAUGUAAUGAACUGUGUCACGCUCACGACAGUGCCGUCUAAACAAGGAAGACAGACGGGUGUAUCCAGUGAUUUGACAGGAUACUGCCGUCUUAAGCGACUUGUGUAUUAUAUUAUGAAUGAAAACGCAAACUUAAUUGUCUCAAAUCUGUUUUCAUUCCCAAUGAAAACGACGGGUACAUGAGUGAAUAAUAGUUUACGUUCAUUUCAUUGUUAAAGUUUCUAUGAUUUUGACUUAUUAAAAUACUUUUGUUCUAUAGCCUAUACUUUUACUUACACUAAUUACUUCUUGAAACGUUUCUUAGGCCAAUUUUUUUUUGUGUUUUGAGGUUCUUUUUUUUGACAGCGGGCUGUAAUUAGUAUUUGAGAAAAAUAUAUUAGAUAUGAUUACACAAAUUGUUGCAUAAGACAAUUGUAGUAAGCGUGAGAGAUAAUAAAAAAAUGUAAAUAACAUUAUAAAAGGAAAUGUACAAAUAAUGCUGGUAACACAUGAGUAACAUUUUUCCUAAAACUAAUUAAAUUACAAAAUUUUGUAUGUAGCAAAGAAGUUACAUUAGCAAGUUGCGAGCAAUUUAUAAAGUAAACUCUUAAACACAUUUUAAACAAAUUAACCUGAUUUGUGUUUAACUAAAAUUUUAUAUUACUAUAAUGAUCUACAUGUAUUGAUCUUAUGUAAGCAUUAAUUUUACAUUAUGGCAAUUAAUAAUAGUUUUUAUGUCUUUUUUCAUUAAUUUUAUUAUUAAUUUUAUUUUAUUAUUAUACAUUGCUCGCUCUAUAGCUAAUACAACAUCUAUGGUGUCUACCUUUUAAAACGUGAUUUUGUUUCGUUAACUAGUAAAAGUUUACCAUUAGAUAAAAUAAUAUUAGUAGGUAUAUAUUCAGAACUUGUAAGUAAAUAAAGAUCUGUCUAUAAGUAUUGUAUAUAAAAUGUAAAUAUUCUGUACAAAUUAUAUAUAAAUAGUGUUAUGUAUUUGUAAAUUCAAAUAUUAGAAUAAUAUUAAAUUUUUGGCGGACAAUUCAAGUUGCUUUAAAUAUUCCUUUAAGUACCUAUAAUAGUGUGCAGUACACCAUAAAUUUAGCUUGCUCUAGUUAAAAUAAAAAAAAAUGAUUAAUGCGAUAUUAUCACUGACCUGUAUAAAUACCACUGGAAAGGCAGUUCCAUAUGUUUGACAGCAAUUUUAUUGUGCCAUUCGACAGCGUCCAGAGAACUAAUUUUGACGUAUAAUACAAAUGGCGGCGUACAAUACUCUGAAGUAUUUUUACAUUUUAAAUUAAUUUCGUUCGUUAUUUAUACUUCAAAAAUCAUUGUAAUAAAGUACACAAAUGUUUUUUUGUAAAUAAACUUCCUUAAAGGCCGACAACGCUCUUGUGAUUCCUCUGGUGUUGCAAGAGAAUGUGAGCGGCGGUGAUCACUUUAACACCAGGUGACCCGUACGCUCGGUUGUCCUCCUAUUCGAUAAAAAAAAAAUAUAGUUUUCUACCAUCUAUGUUGUCCACUAGAUUUUCAUCACUAGUUUUAGUACCGCAGACUCUCGCUACAUGGCCAACAGCGCCAAAAUGGAGAAUAUCAAACAGAAAUAAAAGCACUUUGACAGCCGCCAGUCCAGUAGAGGUCAGUGGAUAAAAUUGGUUGGCAGUAAUCGAACAGUUUUUUCGUUAAAAAGAGCAAAAUAUCGAAUUUCAAAAUAUGAGCACAGUUUUUAAAGAAGGUAUUUUAUUACCAAUAUGAAUUGCGGAAUUCCAGUGAGAAUUUAUUUUCAUUUUAUUUAAGGUUAACCCGAAACUUCGCCGAUUAUAUUAUCUUUGCUAUUUUGUUGAAUUUUAAAAUCAAAGGUAUUGAAAGGUAUUUCCAUUAUUAAAUCUAAUAUUGUUUUCACCUCUCUAGCAAGAAAAGGGCGCUAUUGCUACGUGAAAACUCGCAGCAAAAACGCUUUUUGCUAGCGUAUUAUCUCAUUGUCACAAGAAUUUAUUAUCUUAAUUAUUUCUCUUACUGUGACUUAUAACACUUUUCUCGCUAGUCGAGGUGAAAAGUUGCAUGUUUCACACCAGAGUAAUUUUUUUUUGUCUCGUGCCUUUAAAUCACUCACUACCUCAGUAGUCAAUAUUAGAAUCAUUCGCUACGCUCGUGAUUCAAUUCUAGACUACUUCGCCAAUUCGUGAUUUAAAGUCAGCACUCGCAAUAAAAUAACUUUGCUCACUUUUUGAACAAAUAACUAUUAUCUGGAAUAUCUGUCAACCGAGGACGUCAGAAACUAUUUGUUUUUAUAUUUUUCUAAUGGCGUUAGGUUCAAGUAUAUAGGAAAUUGAACCUACAGGGUAUUUAUUUGUACUGCCCACAACAAAAUAAUGUGAAGCUAUACGAACAUAAUGGAAAUAAAAUAAUUACAUUGCAAUUUUUUAUAUUAUGCUCUUGUUACAAUCCUUAUUUUUAUUUUAAUUAAGUGACGGAAAUUAAAUGAAAAAUUGUUAUUAAAUAUUAUAUUUUUAGUCAUUUCAUAUUUACCAAUUAUAAAUGAUGGCUGGCGUGGUGUGCUAUAUAAUAUGAUAGAGAUUACAGAUUAAUUUAUUAUUUGCUUAUAUAUACACUGUAUUUAGAUCGAGUAUUAUAAUAAAACAUCAAGUACCUACAUGAUAUAA